AUGGAAACAUUAUACCAUCAAACAACUAAGCUAAUACAAGAAACUACAGAUUUAUUUCAUAAAUUAGAGGGAGACCCUUCGGAAAAUAUUGAAAAUGCAAUACAAUCCAAAAUUAAUGCCAUUAGCGCAAAUUGUGAAAAAUUAGAUAUCUUUGUAUUCAAGACUCCAAUCAAUCAAAGAUCUGUGGCAAAAAUGAGGGUCGAUCAAUUAAAAUAUGACAACAAACAUAUACAGGCAUCGCUUCAAAAUGCACAAAACAAAAGGCGCAGACGGGAGCAGGAACUGGCGGACAGGGAACAGUUACUAAGCCGAAGAUUUGGUCACGAUCACACAGCUAUUAACGUCGACUUUUUGGCGCAAGAACAAGUGUCCUUACAGAAUUCACAUCAAAAUGUUGAUGAAAUGCUCCAUACAGGUUCAAACAUUUUGCAGACCCUGAGAUAUAACAGAGAUACGUUAAAAGGUGCCCAUAGAAGAUUAAUAGAUUUGGCAAACACCCUCGGCCUGUCCAAUGCGACGAUUUCGCUAAUAGAACGCAGAGUCACUCAAGACAAAUACGUGUUGUUUGGUGGAAUGGUGGUUACUUUAACUGUGAUCGUUCUUGUAAUAAUGUUUUUGCUUUAG
Molecule: messenger RNA, 624 nt
Organism: Parnassius mnemosyne (clouded apollo)
Lineage: Eukaryota; Metazoa; Arthropoda; Insecta; Lepidoptera; Papilionidae
Source: the annotation of a GenBank genome assembly